AUGGUAAUUAACUUAGAAACUCUGUGUAUCAAAACUAUUUAAAUAGGUCUGCAUCACGCAAUAUCGCAAAAAUCCUUUAUAAUUCCUCCGCAACCAAUUCCCGAUCAACUGCGAUCAAAAACCCCAAAUCUCAAAAAAAGAAAAGAAAAAAAAAAGACGAUCAAUCAAUGGCGGCGGAAAUCGAGAUCCGCGAAGUCUGGGCGAGCAACGUGGUUGCGGAAAUCAGCCUAAUCCAUAAAUUCCUGCAACAAUUCCCCAUCAUAUCCAUGGACACCGAGUUCCCGGGCACCGUGUUCAAGCCGAGCCCCCUCUUCAAGAAGCUCCCCGCCGGCGACGCCGCCUACGCCGCGAUGAAGCGCAACGUCGACGCUCUCCACCUCAUCCAGCUCGGCCUCACCCUCCACGACGCCGCCGGCAAUCUCCCGGAGCUCGGGGGCCGCCGCUGCGCCUGGGAGUUCAACUUCGCCGACUUCGACUCCAACACCGACCCCCACAACCCAGAGUCCCUCUCCCUCCUCGCGCGCCAGGGCGUCGAUUUCGCCCGCAACCGCCUCGAGGGGGUCGACUCGCGUAGCUUCGCCCUGCUCUUCAAGAUCUCAGGCCUCGGCCUCCGCCGCAGGCGGCUCACGUGGGUGACGUUUCACGGCGCCUACGACCUCGGCUUCAUGGUGAAGAUCCUGACGGGGCGGCGGCUCCCCGGCACGCUGGAUGACUUCUUGGCGCUGCUGCGCGUGCAUCUGGGGCCCAGCAUGUACGACGUGAAGCCGGUGGCGCGGGCCUUGGAGCUGCACGGCGGGCUCGAGAGGAUCGCGAGGAGCCUCAAGGUGGAGCGGGCGGCGGGGCGGAGCCACCAGGCCGGCUCGGAUAGCUUGCUCACCAUGCAGGUUUUCGUCGAGUUAAUUAAGAGAUUUGGGGAAGAGAAUAUUUUGGAGGAAUUUAAUUAUGUUUUCUUUGGCUUGACAGAAGCUUCUAGAUCAUGACUUUUGAAGGUUUAAUUAGUUUCGUGAAUUGAUCAAGAUUUUCAUUCUUUUUUUUUUUUUCUGGGUUUUGUUAGUCCCUAUUUUGUCUAUAAUUAGGUUUAAUUAUCCUGCAUUUUAAAAUUCUUUUGUAAUUCUAGUCGUGAUUCCAAUCAUUGGACUUUCAGUUUUCUUGGUGAAAAAGUGGGAUCUGUUUGUAGUUUGAUAUUCAAUGACCAAGAGGUGAAUUUUUUUCUUUUAAUCA
This is a messenger RNA of Salvia miltiorrhiza (redroot sage), 1221 nucleotides long. Its product is annotated as probable CCR4-associated factor 1 homolog 11. NCBI's taxonomy places the organism in Eukaryota, Viridiplantae, Streptophyta, Magnoliopsida, Lamiales, Lamiaceae. The transcript has a single exon. Gene Ontology annotation, molecular function: poly(A)-specific ribonuclease activity; nucleic acid binding. Bases 168 to 980 code for a protein of 270 amino acids. Gene Ontology annotation, cellular component: CCR4-NOT core complex; CCR4-NOT complex; P-body. The record is from RefSeq and is a predicted model, not a curated record.